This is a messenger RNA of Panicum hallii, 640 nucleotides long. RefSeq names its product putative lipid-transfer protein DIR1. Lineage: Eukaryota; Viridiplantae; Streptophyta; Magnoliopsida; Poales; Poaceae. The record is from RefSeq and is a predicted model, not a curated record. The transcript has a single exon. The coding region runs from base 83 to 406 and encodes 107 amino acids. Gene Ontology annotation, molecular function: fatty acid binding. Gene Ontology annotation, biological process: systemic acquired resistance.
UUGCUCACACCGUCGUCACAACUCGAUCGCAAGUGCCCGUCACAUCGUCCGAGGUACGUGAUCGGCCGGUGAUCUCAGAGAGAUGGCCGCCGGGAGGAAACAGGCGAUGAUGGGCAGCUCCGCCGCGGCGGCCGCGCUGGUGGCGCUGCUGCUCGUGGCGGCCGCGUCCGGCGCCGCCGGCCUCUGCGGCAUCGACAUGCAGGCGGCGGUGGCGGCGUGCCAGUCCUACUGCAACAAGGGCAGCACGGAGGCGGCUCCCAGCCAGGACUGCUGCGACAAGGUGAGGAGCGCCAGGUGGAGGUGCCUGUGCAGCUUCAGGGGCAACCUCCCGAGCUACAUCGACGGCGAUCGCGUCAUGCAGAUCCCCUCCAAGUGCAAGUUCGACAACGCGCCGACCUCCUGCUAGUAGAGCUAGCUGUAGACUUGGGAUCCGGCGGCCGGUGCACUCCCUCCACAGCCAUCGUUUUGUGCCGUGUCGAUUUGCAGGGUGAUUUGCGUUCGUGCUUGUGCUCGUCAGGUUAUCCGGGUUUGCUGCAGGUGUACCUCUCGCGUUUCUUGAAUUCUUGUACGUCCAUUAUGUUGUGUGUGUCCACCUCAACCGUGUCGCAGUAAUAAAAUUUGACUUUUGCUUUAUUUGCAA